CCUGUUUGUUUCACAACAUUGAUCAGAAGUCAGACUUCACGUCUCCUGAGCAGUGCACCGGUUUUAUUCCGUUAUAGACGCUGGUUUCCGUGUGUCGGACUUUUUAAAAGCAUGCGGUGGAAGUCGGGUCUGUCACCGCCGUUAUGGAUGAUGAUGAUGAUGGUGAUGUGCUGCUGGAGUUUGGUCUCCGGUGCGGCGCGCGGUGAACCAGAGACGCCUCACGCGGACACGCUGGACUUCGGCUUUGUCCCGGCGGUGGUGUACGAGACACACGCGUACUAUGAGCCAGGAGCCGUGGACGUCCUCUUUCACAUAGUGCACGCGUUUCUGUACACGGUGCAGCCAAACCCGUUCCCAGCAGAUCUCGUUGUCAAGAUUCUGCAACAAAACAUGAAGAGAAUCAAACCAGAGGAGCUCCAGAAGCCUGAGAACAUUGUCCUGACGCUACAGGCCAUUUAUUAUGAGAUCGGCUUCAUCGUGCUGGCAACCUUGGGUGUUGUGUUCGUGCUGCUGAUGCCACUGGUGGGUUUAUUUUUCUGCCUGUGUCGCUGCUGCGAGAACUGCGGAGGCGAGAUGCACCAAAGGCACCGCAAAAAUGCUGACUGCCAGCGUGGCUUCUAUACAUUCUCGCUCAUCAGCUCAACUGUGUUUAUCGCAGUGGGUGUACUGGUUGCCUACACUGGAAGCCACAACAUUACAUCCCAGAUGAAAAGUACCAAGCGACUCGUCAGCUCCAACAUAAAAGACCUGAAAUCACUGGCCAGUUAUACGCCAGCGCAAAUCGAGUAUCUGACUGCACAGUACACAACAGCCAAAAAUAAAGUUCUCUCUGAUCUAGACAACAUUGGGCUGUUGUUGGGUGGGCGGAUACACAAGCAGCUGGAUAGAGAUGUGACGCCAGCUUUAGACAAUGUACUGCGCAUGGCAGCAGCAAUGCGAGACACUAAGGAGGCUUUAGAGAACCUGAGCACAUCUUUAGAGACGUUACAAGAAGCAACUACCAAGCUGCGGAGGUCUUUACAGUCGGAGCGCAGUUCACUCUCAAACACGCUCAACGAUCCAGCCUGCAGCAGCGGGAACGCCACACGCGCCUGCAACAACAUCCGGGACGCGGUCAACCAGCUCGCUGUCGGCGCCGACUUUAACGGGCUACCGGAUGUCGGCCCUCAGUUAGCAAAUCUAGAAACUGUGAUGGAGACGGAUCUCAGCUACAUUGUUCAGAAGGGCUACUCUGCUUUUAAUGACACUUCCAGUAUAGUGAGCGAACAGACACAAGACAUUGUGGGCACACUACCCAAAGUGAAAGCUUUGUUGGAUACGUCAGAAGCAGAGAUUAUUGCUUUCACCAAUGCGUUCCCAGUGGAACCAGCGCUGGAGAACUUCACUCGGUUUCUGACAGAAACAGAGAAGGACAUAGAAGCAUUCUACCCACAGAUUGACCAGUUUGACUUUUACAGGUGGAUGGGGUGUGUGGUGCUGUGCUGCAUGGUCGUGCUGAUCCUGACUUUUACCCUUCUGGGUUUGAUGUGUGGAAUGUGUGGCCACGAUAAGAACACCACACCUACAACACGUGGCUGCCUCUCAAACACAGGCGGCAAUCUCCUCAUGGCGGGCGUUGGCUUUAGCUUCAUCUUUUCAUGGGUGCUAAUGGGAGUUGUGGUCACCACAUUUGUUACUGGAGGAAAUGUGGAGAAGCUCGUGUGUGAGCCUCUGGCCAACAGACAACUGUUUAAGAUCCUAGACACACCGUACAUGGUCCAUCCUGGCAAAAAGAACUUCCUCCCUGACAUGCUGUUUCAAAACCCCAACAUUGACCUUACCAUCGGCAGCCUGUACAGUGAGUGUUAUGAGAAUAAUGGGAUAUAUUCUGCACUACAACUCGAGAACCAGUUCCACUUCGUCCAGUUCAUCAACAGAACCGUGAAUAACCAUGACCUGGCAGCGAUAUUUGAGGAGGUAAAUGUAGACCUGGAAGGAAUAAUCCUGCUGGGGGAAGAAGGAAAAGACAAUCUCAUCAAUUUUGCUAAUGCAGGCCUUGGAGAAAUUAACUACGAGGCCUACCUUUCAGAGGUCAAUAAAGGAGUAACUGUCGUAGAUCUUCUCUCCUUUGCCAAUGAUUUGGAGGCCGAGGCAGACCGUCUGCCACGUGGUGCUCUCGGAAAUGCGCUAAAGGGCCACGCUAGCAGCAUCAGACAGAUCCAUAAAGAGCAAGUAGUGCCCAUGGAGCAAGCCAUGAGCUCAUUAAGUCAAAGCAUCAGGUUACUACAGACCACAGUCGAAGAACUUCCUACGAAAGUGACUAAUGUGCUGAGUGCCAUUGCUACAGCAGAGUAUCUAAUUGCCAACAAUGCCUCACAUGUGGUCAAAAAGGAGACAGAUAAAUACGCAAAGAAUCUGAUGGGAUACCUCAGACAAUAUGUUAACUGGGUUCAGCUUUCGUUAAUGAUGGAGGUAGCUCAAUGCAAACCCAUCAGUAAUAUCAUUGACUCGUUGGAGAUUGUUGGCUGCAGUUUCAUCGUGGACUCAGUGAACACAUUCUGGUUCGGUCUGGGUGGCUGCUGUUUGUUCCUUAUCCCCAGUAUCAUCAUGUCCGUCAAACUUGCCAAAUUCUACCGCAGAAUGGACACCGAGGAUGUAUUCGAGGAUGGCACAGAGAACUGGAGUUAAACAGUCCAUCAAUGUAAGAAAACCAUGUGCACUUGCCAGAGUUUGAUGACUAUAGAGAUUUUUUUAUUAGUGCUUUUUUUGCUCAUGAAUUAAUAUUUUCCUCUUUUUUCCAUCAGGGAGUGACCUUGGCGUAAUUUCGUUCCAAAAGAAGAAAAAAGAGGAUGAGGGGGGAAAGGGAAAUAUGCAGAAGGAGAUACUGAUUAUUUCCAUAAAGCCAAAUUGCAUCACAUAAGCUAUGAAAGCUGUCUUUAUCCCUGUUAUCCUCAGUUUUAAAACAAAAACAUACCUAAUACUUUGGACCAUUUGAUGCACUGCUGCUUAUAUAUUAAUAAUGAUCUAUGGUGUUCAAAAUAUCAUGAACAUUACUUUGUUUACUACG
Ictalurus furcatus (blue catfish) is the source of this 3046-nucleotide messenger RNA. RefSeq names its product prominin 1 b (gene prom1b). Gene Ontology annotation, molecular function: cholesterol binding. Bases 112 to 2667 code for a protein of 851 amino acids. The record is from RefSeq and is a predicted model, not a curated record. The transcript has 25 exons. Lineage: Eukaryota; Metazoa; Chordata; Actinopteri; Siluriformes; Ictaluridae. Gene Ontology annotation, cellular component: prominosome; microvillus; cilium.